Molecule: messenger RNA, 846 nt
Organism: Suillus paluster
Lineage: Eukaryota; Fungi; Basidiomycota; Agaricomycetes; Boletales; Suillaceae
Exons: 1
Coding region: 377-655 (92 amino acids)
Molecular function (GO): protein binding
Source: RefSeq, a predicted model, not a curated record
GAAAGAUCUUGAAGAUGAAAGCAGGAGAUCCACUUGGUUUUACGUAUACCAGACGCAAUCCCUUGCAUUUCGCAAGAGGGGGAAGCAGGUGAAGUCCCACAUGUUGACUUCGUUCUCGAUCUCAAGAAUCUUUCUUUUCAGCUACCAGCAAGCAUGUCGCAGAGAUACUAUCAUGGAUAACAGUACAGCAUAGUCGUAAAAUAAUAGUCGACUUCCUUGCAUUUGCUCGUCCUAAGUCGAGACAAGCCAAUGUGAGAAGGUCGAUUUGGUUUCAGGCACAGCAGACACAAAACUGUUCCCAUGCGUCUCUCGAACCCCUUUCCACGCAUACAUAGCACCAGAUCACAUCCUGUCACUUGAGCGUCAUCUAUCGACGAUGAAUAGAUUCCUAAAUACUCCCAAGCUCAAAGCCCGCACCGUAUUAAAGUUGACAUCAAGAGAAAUUUUUGCCAGCAACUCCUCCAUCAUAAACCUGCACGGAGAUUUUGUACCACCCAUCUCCCACUUGCCAGCUGAAAUCCUACGCCACAUUUUCAUCCUGUGUCUCCCCCAAACCAGCCACUUCCUGCCCAAAUCGAACCAUGCUCCUAUGCUCCUCACCAGAGUAUGCCGACGAUGGAGAGACAUUGCCACGGACAUGCCCUCCUCGUGUUGAAGACUCUCCUUGGAACUCAACUGCGUCAACACCUCUUGCUAUGACUCGUGGCUCAAGCGAACGCGAGGUCGUCCCCUCUUAGAAACCACGUGCAACGAAAACGAGACCACCGACCUAAGAGCUAUUAUCCAGCCUUACAUUCACCAAAUCACCUUUCUCGACAUCACAUUCGUCAGUGCUGUCGCACCUGA